AUGGAUUCAAGGAAUCCAUAUAGUCAGUCUCGUAGUUAUGUAGGCCUUCUUAACAGUCAGAACUUUCCUUAUGAAAGUUAUCCUUCUACUUUAAACUUUGGAGCCUCAGAAAUCCCUCCUUUCAGUUCACAACAAACCGACGCUCCAGAUGUACGUGAAGACACACCAGUGGCCUGUAGGGAGAGAAGGAAAUGGACUCCAGCUGAUGACGAGGUCCUAAUAAGUGCGUGGCUAAAUACAUCUAAGGAUGUUGUUGUUGGAAAUGAACAAAAAUCAGGGACCUUCUGGAAACGAGUAGGUGAAUAUUAUGCAGCAAGUCAUCAUGCUAGAGAGAGUGGUGAACCAAGAGAGCAUCUCCAUUGUAAGCAGAGGUGGCACAAAAUUAAUGACUUCACCAUCAAAUUAUGUGGUGCAUAUGCGGCAGCAGAGAGACAGAUCAGUUCUGGUCAGAAUGACAAUGAUGUUCUCAAGGUGGCUCAUGACAUCUUCUACUCUGAUCACAACACGAAAUUUAAUCUUGAACAUGCGUGGUGUGUGUUGAGGUAUGAGCAGAAAUGGCUUAGCCUUAACACUUCUAAACCUAGUGGGAGUUCAAAGCGAAAAGCUGGAGAGACAUGUUCACAAACUUCAAGCACCACUGUUGGUGAUCAUGAGAUCCGUCCUGAAGGUAUCAAGGCUGCAAAAGCUAAAAGGAAUAAUGCUCAAGGGAAGUCUCUUGCUGAGUAUACGAGCAUUUGGGAAAUGAAGAAGGAGGAUCUCAUGAUGAAGGAGAAACUGUCAAAGCUUGCCAUACUAGACACACUCCUAGCCAAGAAAGAACCACUAAGUGAGGCUGAAGAAGUUGUCAAGAAUAAGCUACUCGCCCAGUAA
Molecule: messenger RNA, 870 nt
Organism: Brassica oleracea var. oleracea
Lineage: Eukaryota; Viridiplantae; Streptophyta; Magnoliopsida; Brassicales; Brassicaceae
Product: glutathione S-transferase T2-like
Exons: 1
Coding region: 1-870 (289 amino acids)
Source: RefSeq, a predicted model, not a curated record